AUGUCGCCAUCCAGAGAGUUCGACCGGUUGGCCGGCACGACUACCGAACGGGAUCGAAUCCCGUUGUUCGAUUGCAGGAAGAUUUGCCCACAUAAUUUCAACACGGAUACUAUCCAUGCUGAGGAAGAAUUCUUCACCGAUGCGUUCUUCGAACAUCGGUGGUACAAUGAUAGCCGUGUUCGGGACGGAAAAGCCUUGGUGCAGGGAUGGAACGCCCUCACCCACAACAUCGAUUGUUUUGGCCGUGAGGCUUGGCUCGCAAAACUUGAUGCAGCUCGCAUCAGGUUUGAAAAACGCAAUCCAGUCGGGGCGCGAUACCAGUUGCACCGGCUUCCAAGAGAGGCAGGAUUAUCCUGUCUCUCGUGGGGUGAUUCGUGUCCAGGGUGCCUGGACAACUCGACCCGUGCCCCUAGGGAGGCGUCCCUUUCUAAAGAUCCCUACUGGAGGGCGCGCAUCUCUUCCGAGAUGGACGAAGGGAUUGACACUUUGCAAUCCCUGUACUCGCGUUCGGGGAGGUCGUUUUCUGACGGCCCUUCUAUAAACGCAGCGGGUGGGUCUCGUCGUACUGCUCGACGAGACCAAGGACGUCAACAAUCAGCUGGACAAGAGGCUCCCAGCUGUCCCAAGCUGGUGGAAAGCCACGCCAGCGGACGAAGUAACUCGUCCGGACGCUAUUCACGUCGCGGUGGGUCAAAAUACGCUCCACUAGGAAGCGUUGACCAUCGGUUGAGUUCACCAAAGGAUGUGGUGGCGGUGUGA
Peronospora matthiolae is the source of this 759-nucleotide messenger RNA. Lineage: Eukaryota; Oomycota; Peronosporomycetes; Peronosporales; Peronosporaceae. The record is from the annotation of a GenBank genome assembly.